AUGGAUCAUCCGAAGCCUGAUAUUUUCGCGAUGGAGGAUGUUCAUGAAGAUAGUCCUGUUGCGCAACAGCAGAAGUUUACCCGUCUUUUAUUGAAGUUGGAUAUGCGAAUUCUUCCGGUGCUAUCUCUACUAUUCCUCUGUUCUUUCCUUGAUCGGACUAACGUCGGCAAUGCCAAGAUCAUUGGAUUGGAGGCAGAUAUCCAGAUUACUGACCACCAAUAUCAAAUAGGGCUAGCACUACCAAGUAACCUGGUGCUGAAGAAAGCAUCGCCAAAGAUAUGGCUGCCCUUCCUGACAGUCACCUGGGGAAUUAUCACAAUGUGUCUUGGCUUUGUACAGAACUAUGCUGGAUUUGUGGCUGUGAGGGCACUUUUAGGAGUUGCAGAAGCUGGCUUACUACCAGGCACGGUACUGUACCUGUCUACUUUUUACAGACGAAAAGAUUUGGCUUUACGCAUUGGGCUGUUCUAUACAGCGGCGUCUUUGUCGGGUGCUUUUGGUGGUAAGCUAUCUUUCCCCUAUCUAUCUAUGGGUGCCAAAUAUAACCCUGGAAACGCAGGUCUCCUCGCAAGAGGGUUGGCAGAAAUUGCUCCUAGAGGCGGAUUAGAGGGCUGGCGCUGGAUCUUCAUUAUUGAAGGACUUCUGACCUUUUUAUGUGGUGUGGUGAGCUUCUUCGUUCUUCCGAACGCGAUGAAUUCUGCGAAAUUCCUAACGGCGGAGGAGCGUGAGCUCGGACGUGAAAUGUUGAUGUUGGAUCAUCCCAAGCAAGAAGAAGGCAGUUCCGUGACUGCACAUGAAGAGUCAUUUCAAUGGUCCGAAGUACGCCGAGGAAUUCUAGACCCACAAGUCUGGCUCUCUGCCAGUACAUAUUUUGCUAUUCUUGCCGGUUUGUAUUCAUUUGGCUUAUUUCUACCAACUAUCAUCAAAAAUCUCGGGUUCGCCAAAGAUGCCAACGAGGUCCAAUUAUGGUCAGUGAUACCAUAUGCCGUUGCAGCCGUCAUCACAGUUGUUGUGGCAUUCAUCUCGGAUCGCCUGAGACUUAGAGGAAUCGUCAUGCUCUUCACCCUCCCUAUUGCGAUCAUCGGCUAUGCAGUCAUAGCCAGCGUUGAUCAUCCACAUGUGCAGUACGGAAUGACAUUCCUUAUGGCAACGGGCUUGUAUGCAAGUGUGCCCUGCGUACUAGUGUGGCUGUCGAAUAACUCCGCAGGGCAUUACAAACGGGCAACAACCUCAGCUUUACAGUUAGCUAUUGCAAAUGCAGGAGGGUUCGUAGCUACAUUCAGCUACUCUUCUCAUGAGGGAUCUCAGUUUCGUCGCAGUCACAUCACUAUUCUUGGACUACUUGUUUUUGCGUGGUUCAUGAUCUUAUUUAAUGUGCUUUAUUGCGCGAAAGUUAAUCGCGAUAAACAGAGCGGAAAAUAUGAUUGUUUCGUUGGAUAUAAUGAUGAUCGAAAUCCCGAGUUCAAGUUGGUGCUGUGA
Messenger RNA from Penicillium taxi, 1479 nucleotides. RefSeq lists its product as uncharacterized. Bases 1 to 1479 code for a protein of 492 amino acids. Gene Ontology annotation, molecular function: transmembrane transporter activity. The record is from RefSeq and is a predicted model, not a curated record. Gene Ontology annotation, biological process: transmembrane transport. NCBI's taxonomy places the organism in Eukaryota, Fungi, Ascomycota, Eurotiomycetes, Eurotiales, Aspergillaceae. Gene Ontology annotation, cellular component: membrane. The transcript is spliced from 10 exons.